GGGAUAAUACCGUGGAGCCGCCCGGGCUGCAGUCCCGCCCGGGAGCCGGCAGGGAGCGGAACUGCGGAGCCGCCUGGUCUCCCGCAUCUGUUGGUUCAUUCCUGUGUCCUGUCCAUCUGAACGCAGGCUGCAGGAGCAGCCACAAGAUAGAAGCCGGGUGGCAUGGCAGCAAGCACUGAUGUAGCUGGGCUGGAAGAGAGCUUCCGCAAGUUCGCCAUCCAUGGUGACCCCAAGGCCAGUGGACAAGAGAUGAACGGCAAGAACUGGGCCAAGCUGUGUAAGGACUGCAAGGUGGCUGACGGAAAGGCUGUGACGGGGACUGAUGUUGACAUUGUCUUCUCCAAAGUCAAGGCAAAGUCUGCCCGAGUCAUCAACUAUGAGGAGUUCAAGAAGGCCCUGGAAGAACUGGCAGCCAAGCGGUUCAAGGGGAAGAGCAAGGAAGAGGCCUUUGAUGCCAUCUGCCAACUGGUGGCAGGCAAAGAACCAGCCAACAUUGGUGUCACUAAAGCCAAAACAGGGGGUGCCGUGGACCGGCUGACUGACACCAGUAAGUACACUGGUUCCCACAAAGAGCGUUUUGAUGAGAGCGGCAAGGGCAAGGGGAUUGCUGGACGGCAGGACAUCCUGGACGACAGUGGCUAUGUGAGUGCCUACAAGAAUGCGGGCACCUAUGAUGCCAAGGUGAAGAAGUGAAGCCUGAAAAGGGGCCUCCCUCCGCCCUCCAGUGUGGCUGCCCCUGCUGGAGGCACAAGCCUGGGCUUAAGGAGCAUGUGGAGCAAGAAAGCUUGGUCCCCUCCCUGCUGGACCUGCCAGAGCUUCCUGCCCAGUCCCAUGGGGCCAGCUCACCAGACCUCUGGCCCAGACUGCUCUGUGUCCCUCUUUCCCUUCCUCUUGCCUCCCUGACUUCUGUCUGGGGACAGUCUGUAGCCUCACCAUCCCAGCCUGGUCCCGGGCAUGGCUGACUCCUGCCUGCUUGCCUCAUAUUUAAGCUGCUGCUCUGGCCAAGUGCCUAAUUCUUACCCAGACCUCAAUAAAGACACCUUUUGUACCAA
Jaculus jaculus (lesser Egyptian jerboa) is the source of this 1052-nucleotide messenger RNA. RefSeq names its product tubulin polymerization promoting protein family member 3 (gene Tppp3). The transcript is spliced from 4 exons. The record is from RefSeq and is a predicted model, not a curated record. Lineage: Eukaryota; Metazoa; Chordata; Mammalia; Rodentia; Dipodidae. Gene Ontology annotation, molecular function: tubulin binding. Gene Ontology annotation, cellular component: microtubule. Gene Ontology annotation, biological process: microtubule bundle formation; positive regulation of protein polymerization; microtubule polymerization. Bases 163 to 693 code for a protein of 176 amino acids.